AUGUACCCCUCCCACCAACACUCCCUCUCCGAUGCCGGACCCACCACCGUCUCGAAUCGCGUCCCGCUCAUAUUCAGACGGUUGCACCGUUUCCAGCAGAUGGACUUCGAGCUGGCGUUCUGGCAGCUCACGUAUCUGUGUUUGGCGCCGCGACGCGUAUACAAAAACGUGUAUUAUCAUAAACAGACGAAGAAUACAUGGGCAAGGGAUGAUCCGGCAAUACUGGUACUGCUGCUCGGCGCUCUGGUCGGUGCUUCUGUCGGCUGGUCCAUCGCAUACUCCCUAGCACCACUGGACGCACUUCGGGUAGUCCUGCUCAUGAUCGUACGAGAUUACCUCUUAGUGGGUGCGCUCAUGGCCACAAUUGUAUGGUUUUUUGCCAAUCGCGUCCUCGUCUCGCCUUCGAACCACUCCUCACCGACCGACUCGUCCGUCGAGUGGGCAUACGCCUUCGACGUGCACACCAACGCCUUCUUCCCCUUCUACCUCACACUCUAUAUCGCGCAGCUGCUGCUGCUCCCCGUCGUUCUCAGGGACAACUGGGUGUGCCUGUGGGUGGGUAACACACUGUACCUCGUCGGGUUCGCGCAGUAUGUGUAUGGGAUCUAUCUGGGGCUUAAUGCUCUCCCGUUCCUGAUUCGGACGGAAAUCCUGCUUUCCCCGCUCCUCCCGCUCUUCGCGAGCUACGUGCUCUCCUUGCUGGGGUUCAACGUCGCGAAAAACGCCCUCCACGCGUACUUUGGCUCAUAA
This is a messenger RNA of Coniophora puteana RWD-64-598 SS2, 750 nucleotides long. Its product is annotated as UNC-50-like protein. The record is from RefSeq and is a predicted model, not a curated record. Gene Ontology annotation, cellular component: Golgi membrane. The coding region runs from base 1 to 750 and encodes 249 amino acids. NCBI's taxonomy places the organism in Eukaryota, Fungi, Basidiomycota, Agaricomycetes, Boletales, Coniophoraceae. The transcript has 7 exons.